This is a messenger RNA of Entamoeba dispar SAW760, 1008 nucleotides long. RefSeq names its product palmitoyltransferase PFA3, putative. Lineage: Eukaryota; Evosea; Mastigamoebida; Endamoebidae. The transcript has a single exon. The coding region runs from base 1 to 1008 and encodes 335 amino acids. Gene Ontology annotation, cellular component: Golgi apparatus; endoplasmic reticulum. Gene Ontology annotation, molecular function: protein-cysteine S-palmitoyltransferase activity. Gene Ontology annotation, biological process: peptidyl-L-cysteine S-palmitoylation; protein targeting to membrane. The record is from RefSeq and is a predicted model, not a curated record.
AUGUCUCAAUCUAGUAUCUUCAUUCCUGUGGAUGAAUUAAAAGCAAAAGAACGUAAUAUCCAACAAGACAGAAAUGAGAUGAGAGAAAACCUCUUAAAAGGACCCUAUUUAUAUAGAAAAAAUCAUAACAACUCUUCAGAUGAAUUUAAGGGUAAUGAUUUGGUUACAGUAUAUAUUGCAUCUGGAAUAAUAUGUGUAAUGUUUAUUUCUUCAUUUUAUGCAUUUGUUCAUUUACCAAUUAUAUGGAUAAUGCCAAUUCCAUUAAUACUCUUUAUUCUUAUGUCAAUUUCAUAUUACAAAGCAGUUAGGACAAAACCAGGUAAAUGUAUUAAUUUCCAACCAAACUGUUCUGAAGAAGAAAAACAACAAGCAAUUGAAAGGGAGACAUUUGGAAAAGAACAUGGAUUUAAAAUAGUUGAUAUUGGAUAUCCUGCAAGGUAUUGUACAUACUGUAAAUCAUUUAGAUCUGAACGUUCUUAUCAUUGCAAGAAAUGUGGGUGUUGUGUAUUAAGGAGAGAUCAUCAUUGUCCAUGGAUUGGGCAGUGUGUAGGUCAAAACAAUCAUCGGUAUUUUAUUCAAUUUCUUUACUAUCUCCCUAUUAAUGGACUUACUGGAAUGGUUAUUCAAAUAUGGUAUCUUGUCAAACAAAUGCAAACUGGACUCAGUGAACCAUCACCAGGAAAUGUAUUUAUUAUUAUUUUUUCAUUAAUAAGUGCAAUGAUUAUGUUCUCAAUGAGUUGUGCUGUUGCAUCUCUGGCAUACCAUUAUUCAUACUUACUCUCGAAAAAUAUGUCAUCAAUGGAAGACAUUGAACUUGUCCGGUAUGAAUGUCUUUCCCACCAUAAAGCACCUCAUUUUCCAAAUUAUGACAAUGGAACAUUAAAAAAUUGGCAAUCAAUCAUGGGAGUAUCAUUUCUUAGUUGGAUUUGUCCAUGGUAUAAUGAAAAUAAAGAACAAAAUCAAAACUCAUUUAAUGAAACAUACUUAUCAUCAGUUCACAUUGAUUAA